Molecule: messenger RNA, 1023 nt
Organism: Geosmithia morbida
Lineage: Eukaryota; Fungi; Ascomycota; Sordariomycetes; Hypocreales; Bionectriaceae
Product: glycoside hydrolase family 16 protein
Exons: 1
Coding region: 1-1023 (340 amino acids)
Biological process (GO): glucan catabolic process
Molecular function (GO): hydrolase activity, hydrolyzing O-glycosyl compounds
Source: RefSeq, a predicted model, not a curated record
AUGCUCUUCGACGCCUACAAGAGCGCCGGCAUCGUUGCCGUGCUGGCCGGAGUGGCCAGUGCUACGCAGUACCACCUGGACCAGUACUACGACGCCAACAACUUCUUUGACGAGUUCUCCUUCUUCUCGGAGCAGGACCCGACCAACGGCUACGUCAACUACGUCGACGCCGACACGGCCUUUGACAUGGGCCUCGCCAGCCAGGACAACAACAAGAUCCACCUGGGCUCGGACGCGACCGAGGUGAACCCCUCGGGCGGCCGCAAGUCGGUCCGGCUGGAGUCGAAGCGGUCCUUCACGCACGGCCUCUUCAUCAGCGACAUCACGCACAUGCCCAGCAGCACGUGCGGGUCCUGGCCCGCGCUGUGGAUGUUCGGCCCCAACUGGCCGUCCUCGGGCGAGAUCGACAUCAUCGAGGCGGUCAACAACGCCGACAAGACGGCCAUGACCCUCCACACCAGCCCCGGCUGCAACAUCGUCAAGGAGGGCACCCUAUCGUCGACCAGCAUGGAGAGCGGAGACUGCGGCGCCGAGGGUGGCGGCCCCGGCUGCGCCCAGCAGUCGUACAGCACGCAGGGCUUCGGCACCGGCUUCAACGCCAUCGAGGGCGGGGUCUACGCCAUGGAGUGGACGUCGGACCACAUCUCCGUCUGGUUCUUCCCGCGCUCGUCCAUCCCGGCCGACAUCUCGGGACCGGGAAGCCCCGACCCGUCGACCUGGGGCAAUCCCACCGCCCGCUUCGUCGGCGGCCAGGGCUGCGACCUGGACCAGUACUUCCGCGAGAACAACAUCAUCAUCAACACCACCUUCUGCGGGGACUGGGCCGGAGAGGCGUCCGUCUGGAACUCCAACCCCACCUGCAGCGCCCUGGCCGCGACCUGCAACGACUUUGUCGGCAACCACCCGGAGGAGUUUGACGAGACAUACUGGAACCUGAACUCCAUCGCCGUCUACUCCCAGGGCAGCAACUCUACCCUCUCUGCCAGGGACCACUUUCACCGUCGCAACCACAGGCACUGGUAG